This is a messenger RNA of Aplosporella prunicola CBS 121167, 3839 nucleotides long. RefSeq lists its product as uncharacterized. Lineage: Eukaryota; Fungi; Ascomycota; Dothideomycetes; Botryosphaeriales; Aplosporellaceae. Gene Ontology annotation, cellular component: membrane. Gene Ontology annotation, molecular function: monoatomic ion channel activity. The record is from RefSeq and is a predicted model, not a curated record. The coding region runs from base 197 to 3592 and encodes 1131 amino acids. The transcript is spliced from 2 exons. Gene Ontology annotation, biological process: monoatomic ion transport; transmembrane transport.
GGCUCCAUGGCCCAUCCUCGUAGCUUGACCACGUUCGUCAUUCCCAGGUGUUUCGUUCCGCUUGUCGCGCACUACGCAAAUUAAUAUAAACGCCCGCUCUCCUGCCAACUGCCGUCUCACAGUCUCCCGAGUCCCAGUCCACCUCGUCCGCGAUAGCCAGCCCGCCAGCCGCCUCCAGCGCGCCUCACAUAGCUACAUGCUCGCAUCCCUGUUGCGGCCUCGCAAAGGUCGCCGUCGCCAGCCUGAAAACUCGCCCUUUUCCACUCCACGGAUCGAUGCCCGGGACGCCGAGGCCGACGCGGAAUACUUCGCGCGCCGCGACAUGAACGCCGACGAGGACCACUAUGAGGUCGGCGACGAGGCCUACGAGGACGACGAACCAGACGAUCCCAUCCUGCCAAUAUUUUCCGCCGAGCAUCUUGAUCGCCUUCCCAUCUAUAACUUGACCCACUCGAUACGUCUGCUCGUGGUUCAGCGGUGCGAGACUACGUUAUCCUGGGAUCAGCUGCGCUCACCGCAGGUUUCGCAGUUCCUUGUUAAGCCGAUCCAGCAAGAAAUCCAGUCAGGCCUCUUCAACCGAGCGUCGAUCUAUGCGCUCAUCGCCAACUGCCUCCAGUUCCAAAAGGAAGGUCAAGCGAACCCCGGCAACGUCGGCGUCAGCAAAACAAGAGGCAUGAUAUGUGAGCUCCUGGCCAUGCGGUUGCUCAAGGAAUUUUCCACUAGGGAGUUGAUCGAUGCCCUGGCCUAUGACUUCGAUCCGCUGCAGGGGCUUACCCCGCCUGCCACUGUCACUGGACGGAACAAGGCUGCGAUGCAGCCACGCCUUGCGCGCAUCUCGACGGUCGAGAUUGCUAUUCGCGCGCAAGCGAAGAAAUUCUUGGCUCAUCCAUUGGUCGUUCAGCAGCUAGAAGCAAUUUGGGCUGGUACCAUUGUCUUCCACUCUGCAGCAGACAACCUACACAGGAUUCCCUCCAAGCGUCCUACUCCUCGCGACACGCCCCGCAGCACCACAUAUGGCACUAUGCACGAUGACCCGCAAUCGCCAGAUAAGGGAGUAGAAUUUCAGCCGUUGCUCGGGCCUACAAUUCGACGCACUGUAACCUUGUAUGAUCCCAGGGAGGCGUCGCUGUUCAAAUUGUCUCGUUUGCGUGUUCCCCGCUACAGACAGCUCUUCUCCACUUGCUCAUUCGCAAUCAUGCUCGGUUUGUUCGUGGCCGUCCUGGUUGAGAAAUCGGUCGACAUCACUGCACUCGAAGUGGUCUUCUGGUUCUGGAGCGCAGGCUACAUGCUAGACGAGGUUGUCGGCUUCACUGAGCAAGGCUUCAAUCUCUACAUCCUCAGUGUCUGGAAUGCGUUUGAUCUCGGCAUUUUGUUGCUUUUCGUCGUCUACUAUGUUCUACGACUAUAUGGAAUCCUCAUGCCGGACGUUCGUAAGCACCAUACGGCUAACAUGGCCUACGAUGUACUAGCUUCGACAGCCGUGCUGCUCUUCCCUCGCCUGUUUUCCGUAUUGGACCACUACAGGUACUUCUCUCAGCUCUUGAUCGCAUUCCGGAUGAUGGCCGUUGACCUGGCGGCAAUCCUUGUCUUGAUCGUCAUCUGCUGCAGCGGUUUCUUUGUAGCAUUUACACUUGCCUUCGGGGAUACAGGGUUUCAAUCCGGCUCUCAGACAGCAUAUGCUUUGUUCCAGCUGGUCAUGGGCUUCACACCGGCCGCAUGGGAAUACUGGAGCGUCUAUAACGUGUUAGGAAAGGCUAUAUUGACCCUUUUCCUAUUUAUUUGUCACUUCCUGAUCGUCACUAUUCUGAUCACGGUCUUGACUAACUCCUUCAUGGCCGUUGUCCAAAACGCAAACGAAGAGCACCAGUUUCUCUUUGCCGUCAACGCUAUUUCAAUGGUCAAGUCGGAUGCUCUCUUCUCAUACAUCGCGCCUACUAAUGUCAUCGGUUGGCUCCUCACGCCGCUGCGGUUUGUCAUGCCUUUCCGAAAAUUCAUCAAGCUUAAUCGGACGCUCAUCAAGGCUACUCACUUCCCCAUACUCUUUUCUAUUUUCUGUUAUGAGCGACUCGUUCUGUCUCGCAUGGCCUUCCAACCCGAAGAGUUGGUAGAACAGCGCGGCAGAAGUCGAUCAAAGUUUGGCAUUCGCGGUCCUGGAGACCUUUUCAGCCCUGGUCUACGCCUACGAGAACCGUCAAUCACUACCUUCCAAAAAGACCGUGCUUUGGCUGAAGUAUUCCGCCGGCCAUACAAGGAGACACCCACAUUGCGACAGAACACGGCAGGGCCCAUGAUCGACAGAAGGAAAUCAAGCAAUGUUGUACGCGAUUGGAUGCAAGGGAUGGAACGAGGCGGCGCAAUUUCCCCAAUGGAAGAGCCUAGGUCGGUUCUGGACAGGCUGGAGACCGCCCGACGUCCACUCAUGCGCCGUGCUAAGACGGCUCAAAGAAUGAAUGGCUCCAGGAGAAUGAUAUCGUCUAUGGCAAGAUCGGUGGCUUCAGAUCCCGAUGUCAUCUCCAUGGUGCAUCCUUUUUCGUCCCAUAUUAUCGAAGAGGAUCUUGACGACCCAAUUAUGGCCAUGGAAGAUGACCAACCACAACAAACCGAUGCAGACGGCGACGAUGAACUUGUUACCAAUGAUGAAAACGAGGAUGACCGUCUCACAUUAGGGCCUUCCGUACACGGUACUCUCCGACGACCAGACCUGGAUAAGGAGAACCAGCGUAUCUCCGUAUAUGAAUCAUCGAACGGCGAAGACUAUUUCAGAACGCCCAUGGCAUCGAAAUCACACACGCCUCAUAUCCCCAGUUCUGCAGCAUCGGCCGCCAACGGCGUCUUUGCUGAUUCUAGCAACCGCAGGAGAUUGCAUGGCCGUAAUCUCUCGUCUACUACUAUUCUCUUCAGCCCGCAGAAGGAAGAUUUUGCUGGUGAGAGCCAUGCUUCUGACUCUACCACGCCUGUUAAACGUCCAUCAACCGCCAUCCAAAGCGGUGCAGCCACCCCGCGUACAAGCAAGACACCAAAACGGCCCGCCCUUCGAAGCAACAACUUGUCUCCGCGCCAUUUGAGUCGAGCUAACUCUAACCUCGCUAACUUCUCCAAUCUACGCCACCUGCGCGAUCGGAUGCCUUCGUUCAAUGCAUUGGCACUGGAUCUUGCCUCAGAUAUUGGUGACAACAAGCCGCGCGUCGACACGCCUGGCGUGUUGGGCGGUAGUUUCUCGACAAAUAUGGAGAUGGCGAUAGGAGGGAGAGGAGGAAGACGUUUUGAGCGUUCCAGUCAUCACUCGGAUGAAAGUGAUAUCAAGCGCCAGGAGGAAGCGGAAGAAAGGAGCAGAAUGAACAGGAUCAUGCUUGCCAGAAUGAACACACUGGAGGUCGGAUUCACAGAGAUCUUGAAGGAGGUCAGGGGACUGAGGGAAACAAACGUCGCCUCAGCGCCGGCUGUGCCGGAGAAGAAAGAGAAACGGAGGAAGGGCAAGGGAUCGCAGCCUCAAACAAAGAGCGCUGGUGGUUCGAUUGCUGCUUCGGCUGUUACUUCAGCUGCUGCUUCAACGAUUGGAGAUGAAGAGGGAGACCACGAGAUGUCUGAAUAAUGAGCGGGUUGGUUAGAUGGAGUCUCGCACUGAGCACAGCAUUUCUAGGUCGUCGAGUCUGAGACUGCAGUGUUUUCGGUUUCUGUACUCUAUCCUGGCUUUGUUCUUUGUGGGCGUCUUUCUUUUGUUGCAUCUGCGAGCGUGUACUGAUUUUCUGCUUUUAUCGCCUUGGAUUAAUGUCUUUUGAACAGCGUAGUUAGUAGCGUAUUUACGAAGAUCUCCGAAAAAGCAUUAGAAAGGACACGGC